AUGGCGAGACCAAACGAAAUAGACGAACCCUUCUCAAAGCUGGUCCUGGACCCCUCAUCACCACCUCUCCCACUCCUCACCAAACCCAAAAAGUCAACCCUCCGCAACCUCUUCACCCUCAAAUCCCCUCCACCUCUCCAAACAACUCCCCUCCCCUACAACCCCCUCAGGCAAAACGAAAUCCGCCUCGUAAACCUCCAUGCAGGACCUCCCUCAACCCCAAUAACCCUCACAACCGAACCAAUUCCCCUCUCAUCAGCAGAAUACACAGCCCUCUCCUACGUCUGGGGCGACCCGUCCGACACCCUCCCCCUCCACGUCGAUAACCACCUCUUCCACGCUACGGAAAACCUCCACUCCGCCCUCCAGCACAUUCGUCUCUUCCUGAAGCCGUCGCAGCUAGUCCCGCUAUGGAUCGACGCAAUCUCGAUAAAUCAGGCAGAUACCGCAGAGCGGAGCCAGCAAGUCUCGCAGAUGCGGCAGAUUUAUACUUCAGCGGAUUUAGUCUUGACCUGGCUCGGCCCAGAUCUCGCACCGGGGCUGACGUACCUCCGCGAAUUGGGCGACCACGCCCUCGCCGUCUCUCAGAAUCGUAUAGAACCGCCGAAACUUCUUCCCAGCCACGUUAAAGACCGGUAUACCACCAUCCGGGAGACUGUAAAAGUCUUUCAGUGUACUUACUGGAACCGAGUCUGGACAGUACAGGAGUACACCGCUCCCACCGACCUCGGGGUCUUCCUCUCCGGCACGGCGUGGGUAGAUCGCACUGCCUUCCUACCCGCCACCAUCCUCUAUACGCAAGCACUGCACUGGCUUAGAGAUGGCUUGCGGAGGCGGGGCGCGGAUGCCUCGUUUGUGGACGCGACGCUCGCGAGGGUGAAGAAGGUUGUUCAUGAUCUCAAGAUGAGCUAUGCGCGGAUGGCGGCUUCCAACGAAAGGGAUGGAUCGUCCGAUGGGGUGAAAAUCUCUUCUGAAGCAGGGCUGACCCGGCGGGUCGGAUCAAGGCACGAGGAAAUUCCAACGGUCCGCAGAUUUAAUCUCAUCAGCCUGCUGUUACGGUUCCGCGAUCUUCAGGCGACAGACCCACGAGACCGCAUCUAUGCACCCUUGAACCUCCUUGAUAACGAUAUUGGGAAAGAUCGCCAUAUUCUCGUGGAUUACUCCCUCACUGUCCAACAACUCUACAUAUCCGUCGCCAAGUGCCUCCUAGAAGAUGAAGAUUACUGGCCUCUAAGCAUCCUCGAAAUCUGCCGCUUGGGGUCAUCCGAUCUACCGUCGUGGGUUCCAGACUGGCAAGUCCUUUCAAGAAAAGUACUUUCGAGGGACGUCACCACAGGAGAGCAGAUUCUCUGCGCGAGCAAGGGAUACCCCGUUGACACAAAGCUGUGGAGGGUGUUGGGCGACAAUCAGUUGCAGAUAACAGCUGUGCAGGUUGAUGUUGUCGUGGAAGCAUUGGAGGCAUUCGAUGCGCUAAGCGUGCCUCGAACAAAGUCCUAUCCGACGUACACUCUCAAGAAUCCCUUUGAGAAGUACGUGAUCGGAGGGCAAACAGUGCUGGAGGCCUUCAACGGACUAGCAGGCAUCGUACCCAGAUCCGAAGAUGGUGAAGAGGUGGAAAUUUACCGCCAAGAGGAUUGGCAUCGCAACCCAGGCAUGAUGAGCCGCUUCAAUCGCCGCCGUUUGAUCCGGACUGAAAACGGCCUUGCUGGCCUUGCUCCGGCUGAAGCUGUGCAAGGCGACAAGAUCUGGCUUGUCCCCGGUGCGAACAUGUUUUACAUCUUCAGACCUCUAGCAGACGACGGAAGUCAUGCGCUCAUCGGUGAGCUUUACCUUCAAGGUCUCAUGCAUGGAGAGGCACAGGAGUUCCUAGGCGAUGCUGGAACGCAAACUGUCAUUACACUCAUUUAG
Colletotrichum fioriniae is the source of this 1908-nucleotide messenger RNA. RefSeq lists its product as uncharacterized. NCBI's taxonomy places the organism in Eukaryota, Fungi, Ascomycota, Sordariomycetes, Glomerellales, Glomerellaceae. The record is from RefSeq and is a predicted model, not a curated record.